Rotaria sp. Silwood2 is the source of this 1104-nucleotide messenger RNA. NCBI's taxonomy places the organism in Eukaryota, Metazoa, Rotifera, Eurotatoria, Philodinida, Philodinidae. The record is from the annotation of a GenBank genome assembly.
AUGUUGCAUACUACAGAUAUUCUUGGAUCAACAUUAGCUACAACUAUUUUUAAUCAUUCAAACGAUAACUAUUGUGUAGAAAGAUCUUCAAUAACAAGAUGUUAUUUGCUUCCCAUUGUUUGUAUGUUAGCUUAUCUUUCUUUAGCAUUUUCUCUUUUACCUCAAAUUAUUCAUCUAUUUAAUCAUCGUUCACGAUAUAUAGCUGGUAUUAGUUAUAUAUGGAUAAUAAUUCGAGCAUUGGCUUUAAUUUUCUUAAUCGUGGAGCAUGCUUUUAAAUGGACAUCGACAUCGAAAUUAUUUGCAUUUAUAUCAACAAUGGUAAUUUUGUUACAAAUCAUUCUAUUUUCAAACAAGCUUCAUCGACAAAAUAAAAUUAUUUUAAUUGUUAUCAGUUUAUGCAUAUGGAUUAUUGGUUUAAGUAUUAUUUUUUUCUCUAGAAAUAAAGGUUUGUUAAUAAAUAUUGGUUACAUUUUACUUGCCACGCAAAUGUUACCACAAAUUUUACUUAAUUCAUUAUUAAGAACAGUGAAAGCUUUAUCAAAAUUUUCAAUAACUUUAUUGGCGAUGAGUGAUAUAUUUUUAUUUUCUAUUACUAUUGUAAAUCAUUCUCAAUUAUUAAUACUUAUUGCAAUUUAUUAUUCAUUUUCAUUUUUCUUAUUUAUUAUUCUACAAACUAUGAUUUAUAAUGAUGAACAUAUACAUUUAAUAUCUCGUUCAGCACAUGCCGUUCUUACACCAGGUGUUGAUAUAUUUACAGGACUUGAUAUUAAUGGAGUACGAAGUAGAGGACAAGAUCCAGAAAUGUUUUCAAUUGAAGAUUUCGAACCAAUGGAUGGCAUGAAUAUUAUUUAUCUACCAGUUACAACAAAUAAACCAUCAAAACAAACAGUUAAACAAACAUCAAUGGAAAAAUUUCUUGGGUAUGCAAAACUCGGAUGUAUUUUUGUUAUUGAAACUAUUGUUACAAUAAUUCUUUUAUAUUAUGUUUGGUCUUUAUGGAUAAUAUUUAUUCCUAUUUCAUUGCUAGUUAUCUUCGGUAUCUUCUUUUUAUUACGUACUAGAUUAAGUGCUUCGCAAACAGAAAAUUUAAAAAAAAUUUUGUAA